This is a messenger RNA of Myiozetetes cayanensis, 1120 nucleotides long. RefSeq names its product fucosyltransferase 10 (gene POFUT3). Gene Ontology annotation, cellular component: membrane. NCBI's taxonomy places the organism in Eukaryota, Metazoa, Chordata, Aves, Passeriformes, Tyrannidae. The record is from RefSeq and is a predicted model, not a curated record. The coding region runs from base 1 to 1086 and encodes 361 amino acids. Gene Ontology annotation, molecular function: alpha-(1->3)-fucosyltransferase activity. The transcript is spliced from 2 exons.
AUGAACACUGUUUGCUUUUCUCUAGGUACCGACUUCAGUAUAGACAGCUUGCCCCUCCCUCGUAAAGAAUAUCAUGAUUGGGCCCUUUUCCAUGAAGAGUCACCAAAAAACAACUACAAACUCUUCCAUGAAGCAACCAUCACCUUAUUCAACCACACUGCAACAUUUAGCCGCCAUUCCCACCUGCCACUGACCACUCAGUACCUGGAGGGUGUAGAGGUCCUGAAGUCCUUGAGGUUCAUGAUCCCACUGCAGAUGAAAAACAUCCUGAGGAAGAGACUUGCACCACUUGUAUACGUGCAGUCUGACUGCGACCCCCCUUCUGAUCGGGACAGCUACGUGCGUGAGCUGAUGUGCCACAUCGAAGUAGACUCUUAUGGGGAAUGUCUGCAUAAUAAAGACCUUCCUCAGCAUCUCAGGAAUCCGUCUGCCAUGGAUGAUGGGAACUUUUUAAAGAUACUGGCACAGUACAAGUUCAUUCUUGCUUUUGAAAAUGCUAUCUGUGAAGAUUAUAUCACUGAAAAACUCUGGCGGCCGCUGAAGUUGGGAGUGGUACCAGUGUACUUUGGGUCUCCCAGCAUUGUAGACUGGCUUCCCAGUAACAGGAGUGCAAUCCUGGUAUCCAGCUUUUCACACCCUCGGGAGCUGGCCCACUAUAUCAAAACACUGGAUAGAAAUGAUGAAGAGUACGAGUCCUACCUACAAUGGAAACUGAAAGGGGACAUCUCCAACCCAAGACUGAUUACAGCAAUGAAGGAACGCAAGUGGGGAGUGCAGGAUGUCACCCAGGACAAUUACAUUGACACCUUUGAGUGCAUGGUGUGUAACAGAGUGUGGGAAAACAUCAGACGGAAAGAAAAGGGAUGGCUGCCCCGGAGGUGGGAGGCUCAGGUUAACCAUCUGAGCUGCCCCAAACCAGAGGCAUUCUGGUUCUCAUCCUCGAACCCUGGCUGGACUUCUCUCCAAAAGCUGUGGAUACCAAGCUUCGAGCAAUCCAAGAAAGAAGCCUCGGCGCUGAGGCACUUGGUGGAAAGGAACAGGAAUUUUACAGCUCAAGAAUUUUGGAUGCUUGUAUUCAAAGAAUAAACACAACUGACUGUAAAACAGAGUGAGCUCCUCA